Molecule: messenger RNA, 1684 nt
Organism: Camponotus floridanus (Florida carpenter ant)
Lineage: Eukaryota; Metazoa; Arthropoda; Insecta; Hymenoptera; Formicidae
Gene: Adat1
Product: tRNA-specific adenosine deaminase 1
Exons: 3
Coding region: 415-1638 (407 amino acids)
Biological process (GO): RNA processing
Molecular function (GO): RNA binding; adenosine deaminase activity
Source: RefSeq, a predicted model, not a curated record
AGCGAACGCAGCCACAGUUAUAUAUCGAUGGUUGCUUGAAAUGGUUAUUUCCUUAUUUCAGUAUUCACUCGAAUAGAAAUUGAAUCUAUUGCGCCCGAAAUUGUACCUACUACGUCUGCUUUGCCACCGAAAUUAUCAUCUCAAGCGACCAUCGAUACAACUGUACGAUUGAAUUGUAGAUACACCUGAGAGUCAUUGUAAUGGAGACUACAUUUUUUGUUUGCUUUACCCUCUUUCCAAGAGAACCAUCUCUCUACAGCUUAUAUUUAUUUUAAUUAGCUACUUCAUUUAUAUUAGCAAAUUAAUUUUAAAUCAGUACCAACUGGCAUAUACUUUCAACUCAAGUCGUAAAGAAGAAGAAGAAGAAAAAGUUACAUGAGGAUAUUAUGAGUAAAAGUCAAAUCACAUGCAAUAAUGAAUAACAAAUUAUACCAAAUAAUGGAAGAUUUCGCAGACAAUGUAGCCAAACUGUGUAUAGAAAAAUAUAAUUUCUUCAAAAAAACUGGUAAGCCGGACGCUCAUGAAUGGACUGUUCUAUCUGGCAUAAUUUUAGAAAAUGCUAUUGGAUCAUUGUCUCUGGUAGCACUUGCCACUGGAACAAAAUGUCUAGGAGAAUCGGAAUUAAUUAAUGAUACUCGAGAAAAAAGGGGUUCUCGAUUAAGCGACUCUCAUGCUGAAGUUCUGGCUAGACGUGCCUUUAUACGUUACUUGUAUGAUCAGAUUGAUUUGGCUUUACAUGGUUCUGAAAGUGCAGUUUUCUCAUGGAGUCACAAAAAUAAAAUUGAAUUAAAUAGUAAUGUAUCUUUUCAUUUUUUUUCAAGUCAAACACCUUGCGGAGAUUGCUCUAUUUUUCCUAAACACGAAAUUUAUGAUAAUGGUGUCCCUGUGCACAAAAUUAGACGUAUCCGCGAGGAUACUUGUGGAUAUACAAUCGUGGAAUCGUAUUGUAAAGAUAUACACAGAACAGGUGCAAAGUGUGUGAAAGGGGAGGAGAUACAGGAUUCUCGUUUGCCUGGUGUGAAUUAUCAUACUAUAGGUCCAUUGCGUACUAAACCAGGUAGAGGAAAUCCCACAAACAGUUUGUCUUGUUCUGAUAAAAUGGCAAAGUGGCUUAUUCUUGGCCUACAAGGAUCACUUUUGUCAUUGCUGAUACCACCAAUAAAGUUGAAGAGUAUCACGAUUGGAGGUUCUUGUCCUUUUUCUCUGGAUGCCAUGGAACGUGGGUUAUAUAAAAGAUUUAACAAUGAAAUGGAUAAACCCAAAAUUUUUCAAGCAAAAAUUGCUUUUAUACAUAAGAAGGGACAACAAAGAUCACAUCCAUGUCCAACAAGCAUUAUAUGGUGUGCUGUGAGGAACAGUAUAUUAGAAGUAGCAGCUGCAGGCAGAAAACAAGGAGUAACAAAAAAGAAAAAAGGAAAUAAUUUAUUUGUAAGUAGACGAAUGCUAUUGCAAACCUUUUUGCAAAUUUUUGAUAAAUAUCAAGAUAAUUAUAAUGAGAUAAGACAUCCAAAAAAGAUUACAUAUUAUGACUGGAAACAAUGGUCGCUAAUUUAUCAAAGCAAGUGGAAACAAUUAAAACUCGAAUCAUUCCAUAAAUGGCCAUGUAAAUCAGUGCAUUUACAAAAUUUUACAUUAUAAAAUUACUAUAUAAACGUGACACUUUUAAGUCUAAUCUUGUGUAAAA